Molecule: messenger RNA, 3484 nt
Organism: Magallana angulata
Lineage: Eukaryota; Metazoa; Mollusca; Bivalvia; Ostreida; Ostreidae
Product: UTP--glucose-1-phosphate uridylyltransferase-like
Exons: 15
Coding region: 125-1645 (506 amino acids)
Biological process (GO): UDP-alpha-D-glucose metabolic process; glycogen metabolic process
Cellular component (GO): cytoplasm
Molecular function (GO): UTP:glucose-1-phosphate uridylyltransferase activity
Source: RefSeq, a predicted model, not a curated record
UGAAAUAACAUCGGGUUCGGUAUUCUCUACUACUUAGUCUGAAUUUUCACUGUUGCAGAAGAAUAAAGUAAUAAAAUAGGCCAAGGUUAUUUUGAAUUGUUCCAGUGAGUGGAAGAGAACAGCAAUGGCAGCACCUACGUCAGCAUUUGUUCGGGGGCAUCGCCGGGCAGGAAGCGAUGUCCAGUUUAUUGAGAGAACCCGAUUGGAUGCCCAGAAAGCCAUGAACAAAGAACUACAGAAGCUGAUCCAGACCGGACCCCCGGGACUUCAUGAGAGAAUUCGGGCAGAGUUUGAUGAGUUUGAGAAGUUGUUUGGCCGGUAUCUUCAAGAGUCAGGCCAUGCCAUCAUGUGGGAUAAGAUUCGACUGGUUUCAGAUGAUUUGGUGAAGACAUACAAUGAAUUAAAAGCUCCAGACAACAAAUCCAUCAAGACGCUGCUCAAUCAACUGGUGGUUGUCAAGUUGAAUGGAGGGCUGGGAACCAGUAUGGGCUGUAAAGGACCAAAGAGCAUCAUCAGUGUCCGCAAUGACCUAACCUUCCUUGACCUGACGGUUCAGCAGAUAGAGCACCUAAACAAAACUUAUGGCACUGAUGUUCCUUUGGUUCUCAUGAAUUCCUUCAAUACCGACGCAGACACAGAAAAAAUCCUUCAAAGAUACAGCCAGGUCAAGGUCAAAAUCUUCACCUUCAACCAGAGUAGGUAUCCAAGAAUCAGCAGAGAGUCUCUCUUACCCAUCGCAACCAGUUUUAACACUGAAAACAUUGAAAGCUGGUACCCUCCUGGACACGGAGAUGUAUACCAGAGCAUAGCUAACUCCAAGCUUCUGGACCAGUUUAUCAAUGACGGCAAGAAGUACCUGUUCAUGUCGAACAUUGACAAUCUAGGGGCAACGGUUGACCUCAAUAUUUUGAAUUUUCUUUUGGACCCGAACACAAAACAAGCACCAGAAUUUGUAAUGGAGGUCACAAACAAAACCAGGGCAGACGUCAAGGGAGGUACUCUUGUUGAAUAUGAUGGAAAACUUCGACUUCUGGAGAUAGCUCAAGUUCCCAAAGACCAUGUAGAUGAAUUUAAAAGUGUCAGCAAAUUUAAAAUUUUCAACACCAACAAUUUAUGGAUAAGUCUGGAUGCCAUUAAGCGAGUGGUUGAGGAUAACACUCUACACAUGGAGAUCAUUGUCAACCCCAAGACACUUGACAAUGGCGUGAAUGUGGUACAACUAGAGACGGCUGUAGGGGCGGCCAUUAAGAGCUUCGAAGGCGCUAUUGGUAUCAAUGUCCCUCGCCGCCGUUUCUUGCCGGUGAAGACGACCUCUGACCUCCUGAUUGUGAUGAGUAACCUGUACAGCCUGAAGACAGGUGCCCUUGAGAUGAACCCCCUUAGGUCGUUCCCGUCCGUGCCAUUAGUCAAACUAGGAUCUCACUUCUCAAAGGUGAAAGACUACCUCCAUCGCUUUGCCAGUAUUCCAGAUAUGUUGGAGCUGGACCAUCUAACAGUAUCAGGGGAUGUCACCUUUGGCAGAAAUGUAACAUUAAAGGGUACGGUGAUUAUUAUAGCUAACCAUGGAGAUAGGAUAGACAUUCCCUCAGGAGCCGUGCUAGAAAACAAAAUUGUGUCCGGAAAUCUGAGAAUCUUGGACCACUAACGUCCCCCCCAUGAUGAUAACAGUCCAAGUGUUGCUGGUCAGACUUGGGUAUUCCUUGAUGAUGUGAUUGGUGCAGAGCAAUCAAAUAGCAUUUCCAGGUCCUUUUAUUUGCUUAUCUAUAAAGGAUUAAGAAUGUCAUGGGACUAAUCCCAAACCACACAUGACAUAAUUUGACAACAAAUUUUUAUUUUUCAGUCUGACAUAAAUCAAGAGAUAUAUAAAAAUGUUUAAUUAAGUAUUAUUUUGUUUUUUUGUUUUGUUUAGCUUCAAGAGUGUAUGCAUUCUUGAUAUUUUCACAAAAAUUAAAUAUUAAUUACUUGUGUGGAGUUUUAUAUACUAACUUGUUUAAGAGUUAAAAAUUGUUUUAUGAGAAUAUUUUUGAUUUUAAUAUUUAUUUAUUAGAGUUGUUGUUGAAUGUUUUGUAAUUUUCAUUGGUUAAGCAAUUACUGAAUCACAGGAGAGAUAGGUUUAUCUAAAGAAUAGAUGUGUCUGCCCCCCCCCCCCCCCCAUUCCUUCCCGUUUUCUCAUGUUGAACAAAAAUGGAUCUAAGAGGCAUUAAGUAUAUAGUAUAAACAAAUGUAUGAGCAUAUUCACACAAUAAUUAUAUCGUACCAAUAUUGCUGUAGGUCUAUAUCUGGCUUUAUCUCGUAGCUUUGCAGUUACAAUACUGAGUCUAUAUAGCAGAAUAAACCUCCCAAUCUGUGAAAUAAAAGGGAAUGAUUCACACUUAAUCCUCACUGUCUGGAAUCAGUUGUGAUACUAGGGUCGACAGACUACUUUGUUAUAUAUGUACAUGUACAAGCAGGACUGCACCAACAGAAUCUUUACUUCUUACAUGUGUCUGCUUUAUGUGCAAAUAAUUGUUAUACUCUGGGUGAAUUUCACCUACCUACUUGAAUUUUCAGUGAUUUUGGAUUCUUCUUUAUUUACUAUCGAAUAUUGUACAAUUGCUAUAUUACUGUUUUCACACCAUUCAAAAUUUCAGUUUGAUUUAUUUUUUCAAUAUUGUUGAUCAGUGUAAAAGAUGGAGCAAUUGUUAUUCACAGCUCAUCUAAUUUGUGUGUGAAGGUUGGUUUUGUUUUUGUGAUUUUUUUGUUGCUAUUUACAGUAGGGCUACAGUUCUGUAGAUUCCUUAUUUAAAGCAAGUACUUCAUUCCACAUUUCUGCUUUUUUAUUUUAAAUCACUUAAAUACAAAUUCACAAGUACUGAACUUCUGAAAUAUUUUUUAUGGUUCACAACUGUCAGAAAAAUAAAAGCGAGGUUUUACAAUCUGCAAGGAAUGUUUUUUUUGUGAUUUUUUGCAGAUAUUUAUUCUUCAUGUUUAAUUAGGAAUCUGCAGUAAUCCAUAUACUUAAUUGUAUAAGUAAAUAUCAAAGGGAACCCUGGUGAUUCAUUAUGCCCAGUGCUCCAUCAAUAUGGAUGUUUUGGUUGGGAUUAGUGGUUUCCUGAUCAACAAAACUCCACAGUACACGUUUUGUUUUUAAUGACAUCAUUAAGAUUACACCGCUUUCAAUUUUUUAAUUGGCUUAAUUCUGAUAUGAUAAGAUAAAUAUGUUGUUUGUAAAUGCAACUUAGAUGAAACAUAUAUUGGUUAGUAGUUUGUGCCAUGAGAUGUCUUGGACUUGAAACUCCCCCCCUCUUUAGUUAACCUAAUUACCAGAUGAUACACUUGUGUUUUCACCAAGUGUCAUUAAAUAACUGUGAGUGAAUUCAUUCCUGAUUUUUAAUGAAAUCUUCAGACUGGAAGAUGGUUGUUUGAAGCUUUAUCUUAACCCCUCCUAUAUAUCCUGUAUACAAUGCUUAAUUAUGUUACACAACAAAUAAAUGAUAGAAAUACU